AUGGUGCAGAUCAAAGAAUUCCGUAUCACCAUGCCCUUUACUCUCGACGAGUAUCACGUGGGGCACACCUAUAUGCGGUCGCGCAUGCAAAUGGAGAACACCAAGGGGCGCGAGGGCGUCGAGGUGAUCGCCAGCGAGCCGUUCAAAGACGACGUCUUAGGCGAGGGGCAUUUCUCGCACGUCGUGCACCACUUUCAGGGCCGCGCGCCCGCGUGGAUCCGCGCGCUCGCGCCGCUCAAGGCGCUGCGGCUGGAGGAGAAGAACUGGAACGCGUACCCGCGCAGCCGCAUGGAGCUCAGCUGCCCGUAUUUCACCACCUUCAAGAUAGUCGUCGACACGUAUCACCUCGCCGACCGAGGCGACACGGAGAACGCGCUGGAUCUGUCAAAAGCUGACGUGGCGCUACGCAAGGUGGACCACGUGGACAUCGCGUCGGCCGACAGGGACAUGUGGUCGCGCAUCAUCGCGCGGAAGCGCACCGACCCCUCCAAGAUCGCCCUGCUUAAACUCAACCGCGGCCCGCUCGCCCCGGGAUGGCAGAAAACGUGCGAGCCUGUGAUGACGUCGUACAAGGUGAUACGAGUGGACGCGCCCUACUGGGGGUUCGGCAGGCAGAUGGAGCUCGCCGCAAUCGCCGCGCACCGCGCGCUUUACCUGGAGGCGUACAGGAAGUGCUAUGCAUGGGCGGACGAGUGGUGCGAGAUGACUGUGGCAGACGCACGGUGGAUCGAGCAGGAAAACAUCGACAGAAUGCGAAAGAGCCUUUCCCUGAGUGACAACUUGGAUGAUGAAGCUUUCAGUGAUGCUGUGGAGGAUGCAGUGGAGGGGGAGGAGGAAGGAGAGGAAGAGGGCGUGUUCAAGUCGGUAACAGCUCUACCUGCUGUUGCUCCCGUAGCCGCAUGA
Closterium sp. NIES-65 is the source of this 903-nucleotide messenger RNA. The record is from the annotation of a GenBank genome assembly. NCBI's taxonomy places the organism in Eukaryota, Viridiplantae, Streptophyta, Zygnematophyceae, Desmidiales, Closteriaceae.